Messenger RNA from Balaenoptera acutorostrata (minke whale), 4336 nucleotides. It is a transcript of the gene TMEM121, whose product is annotated as transmembrane protein 121. Lineage: Eukaryota; Metazoa; Chordata; Mammalia; Artiodactyla; Balaenopteridae. The coding region runs from base 841 to 1797 and encodes 318 amino acids. The transcript is spliced from 2 exons. The record is from RefSeq and is a predicted model, not a curated record.
UAGCAUGCUCCCUGGGUGGCUGGAGAAGAGGAUGAGGGCUGCCCAGUGGCCCUGCUCUCCGCCCUCAGAUAAGAACCGGGAAGGCUGGAGAAACCCAGGAUGCAGGGCUUCUCUGGGACGCGGCGCCGUGUCCCCAAACGAGGUCCCCGGGGGGCCACCUGCAGAUAGUCGGCGGGCAGCCCGGCCCCCACGUCGGGGCUAGCUCCGCGGGUAAGGCACAGGGUCCCGCAGGCCGCCUGUCGCAGGCGAUCGGGGUCACCCUGGUGGGCGGCCCGGGUACGGGCUGCCAUGGAAUUUCAGGACGUGAGCGGAACUGAGGCGCCCGCGGGGCGAUUCUCCGGCUGUUGGGUGAGGACGGUGGAGAGGAGACUUCCCGGGCUUGCGCGUGGACCCUGGGGGCGUCAGGCUGCCCAGUGCCUCAGGUCCCGGGGUUCGCUGCUGCGCAGUGCCGUCGCCCUGGCAACCGGCGCUGCGGAGGGGGCGGGGGCGCGGGGACCCCCAUCUCCGUCAGGCGGGCACAGGCGGCUGGGAGCGCGGGGCGGGGCCUCAGGCCGGGGGCGGGGCGCGCGCGCGGGCUCGGGGCGCAGCUGAGCGCAGAAGAGCGCGGCCUCGGCCCCGCGCACCUACAGGCUCCGCGGAGCCGACCCCGGCGCGGCGCAGCAUCUGGCCGGCGGCGGAUUCUGAGCUCGCCAGCCGGGAGCAGCGGCGCCCUCGGGGCGGCUGGACGGGCCCCGCGCCAUGCCCGAGGGCUGAGCGCCGCCGCCGCCGCCGCCGCCGCAGGGCCUCGUCCCGCCUAGCGUGGGGCCGCGCGCGCCCAGGUCGGGGCCCCGGCGGCCGACCAUGGUGCUGCCGCCCCCGGACCGGCGCCACGUGUGCCUGACCACGCUGGUGGUCGUGGGCAGCAUGGCGGUCAUGGACGCGUACCUGGUGGAGCAGAGCCAGGGCCCGCGCAAGAUCGGCGUGUGCAUCAUCGUGCUGGUGGGCGACGUGUGCUUCCUGCUGGUGCUGCGCUACGUGGCCGUGUGGGUAGGCGCCGAGGUGCGCACGGCCAAGCGCGGCUACGCCAUGAUUCUCUGGUUCCUCUACAUCUUCGUGCUGGAGAUCAAGCUCUACUUCAUCUUCCAGAACUACAAGGCGGCGCGGCGCAGCGCGGCCGACCCGGUGGCGCGCAAGGCGCUGACGCUGCUGCUGUCGGUGUGCGUGCCCGGCCUCUUCCUGCUGCUCGUGGCGCUCGACCGCAUGGAGUACGUGCGCACCUUCCGCAAGCGCGAGGACCUGCGCGGCCGCCUCUUCUGGGUGGCGCUGGACCUGCUGGACCUGUUGGACAUGCAGGCCAACCUGUGGGAGCCGCCGCGCACCGGGCUGCCCCUGUGGGCCGAGGGCCUCACCUUCUUCUACUGCUACAUGCUGCUGCUGGUGCUGCCGUGCGUGGCGCUCAGCGAGGUCAGCAUGCAGGGUGAGCACAUCGCGCCGCAGAAGAUGAUGCUCUACCCGGGGCUCAGCCUCGCCACCGUCAACGUGGUGGCCGUGCUGGCGCGCGCCGCCAACAUGGCUCUGUUCCGCGACAGCCGCGUCUCGGCCAUCUUCGUGGGCAAGAACGUGGUGGCGCUCGCCACCAAGGCCUGCACCUUCCUGGAGUACCGCCGCCAGGUGCGCGACUUCCCGCCGCCCGCGCUGGCUCUGGAGCUGCAGCCCCCAGCCCCCCAGCGCAACUCGGUGCCGCCGCACGCGCCACUGCACGGCCAGCCGGGCCGCCCGCACGGGCCCUCGCCCACGCGAGACGCCCUGGACACGUGACAGGGGCCGCCGCGGGGCGCUGAGAUGCGUGGCGGCAGGCGCGCGGUUUGCAUGGGAUGGGGUGGGGGCGGGUUCCCAACGGGGCCAGGUGCGGAGAGUGCCCGAACCCCGGGGGCCCCCCGGCCGCUUCUUCAUCUCAGGAAUCCUUCGGACCACGGACCUCAGCCCCUGCUCGGCCAGUCCGCCCAGCGUGGGCGCCGCUGUGUACGGCCCCGAGCCAGAGCGGGAAGGGUCCCACCGCCGCCUCCUGGGGGCCUGGGUGGGAAGGGAGGACAGAGUGGGCGGAGGUCUGGUCCCCUGGGGUCCCUGGGUGGGGGCCUCUGGCUCAGAGUUUGGGACUAAGGAGGCCUCUGUCAUUUUAAAGACUCUUGUUUACAGUUUUGUAUGGAACGUGGCACUGCUCUGCCUGUUUGAUGCGUCCAGUCUCUUGAUAGCCGCGGAGGGGCGUCUGAGGGGCGGGGUGCGAGCGAGUGACGGUGGGCGGCUGAGCCAGUCCACUUCUGUCCUGUCCUGGUCUCUCUGGGCAGUCAGACGGGGACGGCAGGGAGGACCCGUGGGAGAGUGGGUCUCGGGGGUCCUAGGCUUCCGCUCCCUCUGCCGGCGGUCUGUUUUGGGUUCCUGCCACUUCCCGGAGGAGCCCCUUGCUGGCCCUUGGGUCUCCCACUAGCGAUGGGGCCGUUGCUGUGGGGUUGGCUUGGCUGUGAGGCCCCGUGUCCCGGUGUCAGAGGCGGGAACUUGUCGCACUCCCAGGGCAGAGAGGACGGCUCUGGGCUCACGGAGCCGCAAGCUCACCCGUCCUCCUGGGCCUCAGCGCUGCUCCGCGCCUCCCACCUCUGCCUCCACUGGCCUCCGCGGCCCUGCAGCGCCAGGGACACUGGUCCUGACUUGGUUUAAUGGGCCAUGUGCCCUGCCCCCCGACUUUGAGGACCCCCGAAUGAGGCCCAGGCCGGCGCCCACCGUUUUCAUGCCCGGCGCCGUUGUCUGGCUCGUGGCCCGAGGUGUCUGCCCUCUGGGUUUGCCUUGGGAACAAGAUGGGGACGUCCCAGCCUGCCCUUCCCUGGCUUCCUGAGGUGGCCUGUGAUGGCCAGAAGUGACAGCAGUGCCACCCAGCUGGUCCCCGUGUGUCAUCCCGUCACUCAUCAGCUCACAGCUCCCGUCAUCUCAAAAACAGCAUCCAAAUUCGGGAAGGAGAGGGCGGAGGCUCCUCCUUUCGCGCUUCCCCUCUUGGUAGGAAGUCCCUCUCAGAAGCCCCCAGCGUGCGCCCCUCCGGGGCCCUGGGCCAGAACUGGUUCCAUGACGGCCGUGUUCUGAGGGCCGGCCUUGGGGGUGGGGCACCUGCCUCGUUGGGUCUGGGGUCUGACAGCCCGGGAUGCCAGCGGGAGACCAGGCCCCUGGGUUUGAGGCCGAGGACCUUGCCCUCCUCCCCAGAGUGAGGGGCCUCCGCGUCCCCCUUCCUCCGCCUGGAAUGCGGGCUCAGACGCACCUCGCCUGCCGUGGUGGCACGAGGCAGAGUCCGCCCCUGCACGACGCAGCUCGGUCCCUCUAGACGAAAACACAUUCGAACUCCUGGCCCGUCUUCUUCCGUUCCAAAGCACGUUCACUUUUUCUGUAGGAAAAUAGCUUCAUCAUAGUAAAAACCCAACUUGGCAAAAUUGAACUCCCUCAUAUUAAGUAAUAGCUAAACUUCACAUCAUCCGAUUCAUUUUGUCCAGUAACGCGGUGGAGACCCAGUUAGUGACAAGCCCAGAACAGAAGCCACCACCGUCAUCGCCCCUGUUAGGAUGGCCGCCACAUUGUCUGCUCUCUGGGGACCCUUUUGCCGAUGGCCCAGGUGGAAGAGGGAUGGGACACCGCAGUGUUGCACGGCCUCUCGUGGCUGAAGCGUGAGUGGCUUAAUCUGUGGCAAAAACAAGGUAACUGCCGGUUCACCGGAGAAAGACCAAGGAAAAGGCCCCUCAGUCAGAGGGUCUGAGGCUGGGCGCUGCCCGAGGGGUUCAGACUGGCGGUGGGGGCUCAGCUGUGUCAGCUGGGUCAGCACGCAGGGCGCCCGGGGCAGACGUCUCCCAGGGAGACAGCUGGAGGUGGGGUCGCACCAGGGGGCUGAGAGUGGAACGGCAGCGGUUCGGAUUGGGUGCGGUGGUCAGGGUUCUGUGGAGAGACAGAGCCAGUGGGAGAGAUACAGAACAGAAGAGACCCUUUACGAGGGGUUGGCUCACGCAACCAUGGAGGCCGAGCGGGCCCACGACCUGCCAGCUGCGGGCUGGGGACCAGGAGAACGGCGCUGUCGUUCAGUCUGAGUCCGAAGGUCCAUGAAGCAGGAGCGCGGAUGUCCGAGGGCAGGAGAGGAUGGACGUCCCAGCUCAGGCAGAGGCGAACCCACCUCCCGUCCCCCCUUACCCCCUCCUCCCUCCAGGCCUCCAGGAUUGGGUGAGGCCCACCGCACGGGGAAGGCCAUCUGCUUACACCCUCACCGACACACCCAGGAAUAGUCUCACAUGCUACCUGGGCGUCCUGUGGCCCAGCCCGCUUGACACAUCAA